Messenger RNA from Vigna angularis (adzuki bean), 710 nucleotides. RefSeq names its product cytochrome b-c1 complex subunit 8. NCBI's taxonomy places the organism in Eukaryota, Viridiplantae, Streptophyta, Magnoliopsida, Fabales, Fabaceae. The transcript has 2 exons. Gene Ontology annotation, biological process: mitochondrial electron transport, ubiquinol to cytochrome c. The record is from RefSeq and is a predicted model, not a curated record. Bases 191 to 409 code for a protein of 72 amino acids.
AGAGUUUGAGGCAGGAAAUUGUGGUACGCAGUCUUAUUGGACUGGACUGGGCACGAAGAUCCGAUCCAAUUCGAAACCCAAUACGAGAGUGAACUGGAUCUAAAAGUUAGGUUCAUCUUUUGUUUCUUUCAUUUCGUUUCAGGUUCAGAUUCUUUGAUCUGUGUUGCGUGGUUGUGCGGUAGUUGAGAAGAUGGGGAAACAGAUUGUGCCGGUGAAAUCGGUGAUAUACGCUCUCUCCCCUUUCCAGCAGAAGGUAAUGACGGGUCUCUGGAAGGACUUGCCCACCAAGAUUCAUCACAAGGUCUCCGAGAAUUGGAUCAGCGCCACUCUCUUGCUCGGUCCCCUCGUUGGAACCUACGCGUAUGUUCAGAACUACCUGGAAAAGGAGAAGCUUCAUCACAGGUACUGAGUUCUUGCAAGAGCUGAUUGGAUAAGCUUCAAGUUUGUUGCCUUGCACUUGUUUACGCACCUAAUAAUGUUGACACAAACUUGCUCUUACCCUUGUUUUGAGAUGUCUCGAGUUUUUAGCCUAACUUUCAGUGUUCAUUGAUGUUCUAUUUCAUUUUCCUAUUUUAUACUACUUUAUAUUUUGGAAGGCAAUUUACGUGUUUUGUCAAUAAUGCCAGAAUUAGUUUGUGUUGUAUUUUUUAAUUCCAUGCAUCAUGAAAAUGUGAUAGCUGGAGUAAAAGAUAAAAAAUUUAUUUGAUCGA